CGGAAUGCUAAUUGGAUAAUUAAUUUAAUUAAUUUUGUAGAAGAUCUGGAGACAACAAUCAAAAAGAUCACCGCUAGCUUUUUCGCCAGCGACUCUCCAGCGGUUGUCUUUUUAAAUGAAUACGUCAAAGGCACAAGAAUGCCUCCACUUACAACAGAAGUCAUAACUGGAUUACCAAGAGUCUGGAGAAGAGGAAAAACAACAGCGCCUGAUUCACGCCCGAAUUUCUUAUUCCUGGAUCUCCCAACUCCUUCCACUGAGAAUAUACCCGAACGAUUCAAAUCAAACGUCAUACUUCAGGAGUUGGAAAGGACUGAAUCACAAGAUGUACCAGUCUUUGGGGUGUCUGGGUGUGGCAAGACUCGAUCAGUAGUAGAGAUGCUCUGUCUACAGUGGGGUUUCUAUUUUAACGCAUCGGACAAGGACCUUGGCAGUGACGAUCUCUCCUACUUGGCAACCUCGAUCCUUGUGAAGACGCGCGAUGGACUAGGCCGAAAACACAAUACGGAUUUCGCAAGAAACAUGACGCUCUUGCUCUUUCUCUCCCGUCUGAUGAUCCUCAAUUAUUGCUUAUCGAUACCGGGUUGCGAAAGGACAUUUUCUAGUUCCAGAUGGGCUAUCCUUCAAGUAUGUCCAACCAUGUUCGAAGAUGUGUUCAUGUCGCUCUUCAAGAUCCUCUUCGGGAGACUGCAAGAGCAUACCAUUUCCGAGUUAUCUCUGACGGCUGUUGUCAGUGAAGAGCUCUUGUCAGUACGGAGUCACCUCGCUUCCCUUAGCUACCCUAAUUUUACAAAAAAGUCCAAGCUACGGCUUGUUGUAGACGAGGCACAGAUUCUAGGCGAUCAAGGCUAUAAUUUGUUCGAGUCAUCAUAUGUAGAAUCGGAGCUUAGACCGCUACUUUCACCUGUUCUACAUGGAUUCAGAAGACCAGGAGAUCGAGGAGAACUUACAAUCAUCUAUUGCGGCACAGGACUGAGCAUCAGAACUCUCCAUUGGGCACAGUCUUCAGGCGAUGGUGUGAAAGAAGAGGGGUCAAUGACAUUUCCUUAUUUGGAAUUCCCUGGGUGGACCAGUCAAACAUCAGUUCAGUCAUUUAUUGAUCGCGUAAAAGAUCAACUACCGAAUGACGAAUCGAAAAAUGCGGUGGAUGCCUUACUCCCAGAAGAAGCAGUCAGCGCGUUAUAUCAAAGGCUUGGAGGAAGAUUUAGACCCAUAUGCACGUAAGGCUCUGUAUUAUUUGUUUUAGACACCGCACCAAUUUGCAUCUCAUCUUUGUUUCUAACACAGAGCGUAAGGAACACUGUGAUGUGGAG
This is a messenger RNA of Lobosporangium transversale, 1313 nucleotides long. RefSeq lists its product as hypothetical. Lineage: Eukaryota; Fungi; Mortierellomycota; Mortierellomycetes; Mortierellales; Mortierellaceae. The transcript is spliced from 3 exons. Bases 139 to 1224 code for a protein of 361 amino acids. The record is from RefSeq and is a predicted model, not a curated record.